Drosophila grimshawi is the source of this 4118-nucleotide messenger RNA. It is a transcript of the gene Reck, whose product is annotated as reversion-inducing cysteine-rich protein with Kazal motifs. NCBI's taxonomy places the organism in Eukaryota, Metazoa, Arthropoda, Insecta, Diptera, Drosophilidae. The coding region runs from base 346 to 3612 and encodes 1088 amino acids. Gene Ontology annotation, molecular function: metalloendopeptidase inhibitor activity; protein binding. Gene Ontology annotation, biological process: extracellular matrix organization. The record is from RefSeq and is a predicted model, not a curated record. The transcript has 8 exons. Gene Ontology annotation, cellular component: plasma membrane.
AUUCAGUCGCCGACUGUCAGCCAGCGCGUUCGCCGGUGUUGUGUGUUGUGUGUUGCGUGUGCUCUUCUCUGUCAAACGAACACAAAGUACAAUUAACGGAAUUAUGAAAAAGUUUUGAAAUAAAAAUCACUUCAAAACUGAAUUUGUAUAUCAAUGUUCGGUAAACAAAUUACGUCACUCUCUGGCCAUAGUCACUCUCUGCUAUCGAAUAUGAACGCAAAUGAACAUUCUGCAUUGAUAUCCGUUUCCUGUUCCUGUGAGUGAUAAGCCAAUGUGUGCAAAAUGCACUUGUUGUAGGCACAAAAACUGUUAUCUGCCAGUGAAAAGUACAAGUAAUCAAAGAAAAUGCGCCUCUCUUGGCUGCUGGUCGGCCUUACGGCACUCUCGGCAACGCUCGGUGCCAGUGCAUUGAGACUGGAGCAGCGGAAGGAGGCGAGCAGGGAACCAGAUCUCCAUGCGCGGCGACGCAACGAUGGUGCCCCAAACGAUAUGCGAAAAACGGAGUUGCGACGCGGCAAGGACAGUCAGCAGCAUCAACACAGCGAUGAGGAACACGAAGACGAGGUGGGAACGGAGGAGGAUUACGAUUGGAUUGAUGUGGAUAUUAGUGGAGCUGCUGACCGCUCAAAGACUGAUCUGGAGGCCACUGGCACAGCGAACAGCGCUUCCCAUGAUAUUUUUACAUGUUGCAAUCAAGUCUUUGGCUCAUGUCGCACAGCAUGCGAGAAUUUAUCGUUGGCGCAACUGGACGUGGCCAAUGGACGCGAAGAGCAUCGCACUGAAUUAAAAAAAUACUGCCAACUACAUCAGUUGGAGUUUUGGAGUUGCGUCAAUCGCACACUCGAUGCGGUGGAUAGGGGUAAAUCAUGGUCGGGUCGUCGCUGCUGCCAAUUGGCCGUUCUACCCAAAUGCAAAAAUGCUUGCGCAACUGCAGCCGCUAGCCAGGAAGUGACCGAUAUCUGUCGGCGCAGCGAUGAGCAAGUGCUCUACGACUGCUUCGAGCACCAGGAAGCGGCAGACAGUUGCUGUGGCAAGGCCCGUACCUCGGAGUGUCUGCAGGCCUGUCGAGAAGUUUUUGAGCCACCGAAUGAAACUGGCACAAGCAAUGGGGAUGGCAGCUUGGUGGAUGAGACAUGUGGGGAGCGCAAUGCGGAUGUGCUGCAGUGCAUCCACAAUCAUACGGAUAUGACACCGCCACUGGACGUGGACAAAUAUUUGCCUUGCUGUGAGUAUAGCCAUGAACCGAUGUGCCACCGCACAUGCAGCGAUGUGUUGCAAGCAUCGCGUUUGCAUCGAAACGUUGAGCGCAGUGAUGUGAUAUUUGCACGCCUGGAGGCUGGCUGUGGCAUGCCCCUGCCUCACCUGCCCUUCUGGCAAUGCUUUCUGACAGUGACUCGCAAGCUCUAUGUGCCAGCGGGUGGACAAUCCCAGCGUCGCUUACAGCUAUCAUCGAACGGCGGAGAUGGUGGGGAGCCAAAUAAGCUGGGCAUCGAUGCGGCCAAGCGUCAGUGCUGCGAGCAUGCGACUAGCCACAAGUGUCGUCGUCUGUGCACCCAAAUCUUCACGAACGAUUGGUGGGAGACGCGUGUCAGCUUCGAUACCGAGUGCCUGGAGCAGCCGACUGAGCUGAAUCUGAGGCGCUGCAUCGAGAGUGUCGAUGCGCCAUGUGAGCUGGGCUGCAAUGGCCUCAGUUUCUGCAGCAACUUUAACAAUCGGCCGACGCAACUCUUUCGCAGUUGUUCCCCAGCACACGAUGCGGCGGCUCGCGAGGAUCUGUUGAUGCUGCAGCAGCGCGGCUAUAUACGGGUGCUCGGCCAGGAGCUGUACAUCAAGAAUACGACUCGCUGUGCGCCGGAUAAGUGGCAGGCACUAGUCUGUGCACUUCAGCUCCAGCCGUGCACUCGUGUCGGCCUUUACAAUGGGAUUUGUCGUGAGGAUUGCACAGAGCUGUUGGAGGAGUGCCUGGACUGGACACGACAGCCGCAGCGACCACAGGCCAUCUGUGACCGACUGCAGCCGCCAGCGCAAACAGAGGAUGAGGACUCAACGCCGUGCAUCUCCUUAAACACCUACCUGAAAGGCAACGAUCCGAUUGAGGAGUCGGAGCUGGAAAUACAUUCACCCUGUGCCCGCAAGCCCUGCAAUGCCAGUGAAGUGUGUGUGCUGCAAAGGAAUGGCAGUCAAGGAUACGCUUGCAUUCCCGGCUGCAGUCUGGGACAGGCCUCCAAUCUGAUCGUGCCAUUCGGAGCAUAUGUUCGCGUUGGCAAGACGAGCAGUCCGAGCAGUGGUGUUGGCCUCGCCAGUGGCCAAUUGCUGAGCGCGGAGCAUGUCGUCUGUCGCUGUGGACUGCGUGGCAAUGUGGAUCAGUGUCAGCCCCUGCCCAGCUACACCCAUGCGCACUGUAUACUGCCGGGUGGACGGAGCUUUCGUCACGGCACCUCCUUCUAUCUGGAGUGCAAUCUGUGCAGUUGCUUUGCGGGCGAAAUAACCUGCACCAAGCAGCAGUGUCGCCUGCCCGACUACGUCGAUGCCAGCUACACGAGUCUGCCCUGCAACUGUGCGGCACACUAUGUGCCUGUGUGUGGCGCCAAUGGCAACACCUAUCCAUCCGCCUGUGUCGCAAAGUGCUUGGGCCUGCUGGAAGCCAACUAUGUCUAUGGGGCGUGUAAUGCCCGCAACGGCUGUCAGUCGAGCAGUGACUCGGCCAAUCCCAGCUGCCCGAGCGGUACUCAGUGUCUGGAGAGGCGUCAGAUUUGUUUGUCCAGCAUGCAAAGACCAUGUCCACAAUAUAUAUGCGUUAAUGUUUCCUCCACCAGCUGCGGCAGUCACCAUGCCGAGGAGCUGUGCGAUACGCUGGGCAAAACUCAUCCGAAUCCCUGCUCGCUGCUGCUGAGCAACUCUCAGUUGGCGUAUUGGGGCGCUUGUCGCUCCAAUCACGACAAUGGCAACCAGUUGAUGCCCGUCUGUGGCAUCAACGGGGUCACUUAUCGCAGUAGAUCUGCCGCCUUGGCGGACUUUGUGCAAGUGGAUUAUGUGGGGCGUUGUCGCGAGGUUGGACUGCUCGUUGCGGAUAUGGGACGACGCUGCCAAACUGUUCAGUGUGGGGCACCAAUGCCGCCGCUUUGUCGCCAAAUAGUGCCACCUGGUGCCUGUUGUCCCAUUUGUGGCGUCGCCGCCUUUCGCAUCAUCUACUCGCGGAAACAGUUGGACAGAGCAUUCUAUGCGCUGCGUGGCCAGGAGAGCUCUUUGCUGACAUUGCAUGGCGUUCUGCAGGAGCUGGAUCGCUUGGUGCAGGUCAGCGAGUGCCAGUUGACUGGUUUCCUCACCAUGGAGGUGGGCAUCUUUGUGGCACUCGUGCCACGCACGACUCACACCACCCGGCUGCAGUUGAAGGUGUGCUUGGCGGAGGCGGAGAAAAUCUCAGCCUUGAUAAGCUCACAGUCGCCACGCAUUACCACGAAUCUGGCACUCUCCAGCCUGACGGUAUCUCACAUGCUCGAGCCCACACUGAAUGGUGUGGCCUUGGUGUUACCCAGCAGAGUCGUAAUGUUCGCCAUUGGGCUGAUCGGUGUAGCGGUGGGGCAUCUUCGAAUUGUUGGACGUAAUAUUUAAGGUUUCUAAGAUUGUAGUUUAAAAAACGGUUUUACAAAAUCAAGUGAAUUCUUGGUGCCAACAAACAAUUAGUGGUUUAGGCGGAUGCAAGCCCAGCGUGCCUUUAAACAGGUAGGGAUUGUCCCUCUGUGUGAUGUGAUAUUAGCUAAAGUACUCCUAAGGCAAAACUUAUUAAAGACAAACGGCAAAUGGUAAGCUAGUAAAUAAUCCUAAGUUUGAAUUGUACCAACCAAAGCAGCGUUCAUUUUGUAACGCUUAUCUACCUAUGUUUACAGCUAGUCUAAUUUAAUACUCACUACAGUUAACUUGUUAUAUAAUGUAUACAAUAACUCUCCUGAUGUGUUCUUCCUUUUUAUUCCUUUAUAUUUUGUGGGAAAUCAAUGCUUUAUUGUUCACUGAACCAUAUCCAAAAAUACGAGAAUGACAUUAAAACUAAACCGAAUUGCCGAAUUAGGCUAUUUCCAUGGGUACAGCCUGGACGCGUUCGGUGAUCUGCAAAUCCUUAA